Messenger RNA from Ctenocephalides felis (cat flea), 1222 nucleotides. RefSeq names its product general transcription factor IIH subunit 3-like. Gene Ontology annotation, biological process: nucleotide-excision repair; regulation of DNA-templated transcription. Lineage: Eukaryota; Metazoa; Arthropoda; Insecta; Siphonaptera; Pulicidae. The transcript has 8 exons. The coding region runs from base 287 to 1171 and encodes 294 amino acids. The record is from RefSeq and is a predicted model, not a curated record. Gene Ontology annotation, cellular component: transcription factor TFIIH holo complex; transcription factor TFIIH core complex.
AAUUCAAUGAUUUUUCGGUAAAAAAACUGAACCGGACUUAUUCAAUUUUGAUAAUUAAUGGUACUGUCAUUAAAUCUAUUGAAUCAGUUUAUGUGUAUGGUCAGUUUUACCAAUUAGUCAGCAAUAGAUUCAAGGAAUCAUUUCCCAAAUUCGGUACAGAUUUAUGUAGAUUUGUUAACACAUUGGCACCAUCAAACGAACCAGGAUUUGCAUCUCAAGUUUUCGAGAAACUCAAAAAACCGAUUUUAGACAUAGUGUAUGGACCUGGUCAGAAGUUUCCAAAACAAUGUCCCGUAGUUCCGAAAGUAAAGAUAUAAGCUUACUAACAAUUAUACUCGACACAAAUCCGUCCCAAGGCAUAUUUAAAAAAUGUCCGCAGAUGUGGACACAAUGUGUAGAAUCUACAAUUGCAUUUGGAAAUGCACAUCUUAUGCAAAAGGCUCAGAACAAAUUAGCUGUAUUAGCUUGCCAUUCAACAUCAACGGAAUUUUUAUUUCCAAAUCCGAGAAAUCAGCUAGAUAUCAGGCAAGUCGAUGGUCAAUAUGAAGUUUUUACAAUGGUUGAGAAAACUGUUAAGCAAAAGCUUGCUGAAAUACUUUUGAAUGAAAAAACAAGUAAUCAUUCUCAAGAAUCCCUAUUGGCUGGUGCUAUGUCCAUGGCCUUAUGCUAUAUUGCUCGGGUUCAAAGAUCACUAGUCCCCGGCACUCGGAUGAACUCAAGAAUAUUAAUCAUAACUGGAAGUAGUCAUUACCUAGCAUCUCAGUACAUGACCUACAUGAAUGUAUUUUUCACAGCCCAUAAAUUAAAUGUUAUAUUAGAUGUAUGUUCAUUAGACAGUACGACUACAUUAAGUUUGUUGCAGCAAGGUACUGACAUUACAGGAGGCCAAUAUUUAACUUUACCACAAACUCAUUACGAAGGACUUCUGCAGUAUCUUUUGUGGGUAUUCUUACCUGAACAGCCUGUGAGAUGUAAGUUAGUUCUACCUCCACCUGUUAAAAUUGAUUAUCGUGCGGCAUGCUUCUGUCAUAGGGAGUUGAUAGAUAUAGGUUUUGUGUGCUCCGUGUGCCUUUCAAUUUUCUGCAAAUUCAGUCCAAUAUGCACAACUUGCCAAACCGUCUUCAAGAUUCCCGCACCUAUUGGAGGAAAACCUAAGAAAAAGAAGAAAUAAUUGAAGAUAAUAUAUGAUAUGUGAGUAAAGGAAUGUAAUUUUUGUUAUAAA